AUGGGCACAAGUUGUGGGACACGAAUACCACUAUGGAUAUCAAUACUCGCACUUGCCUUCAUACAGAUCAAAGUUCAAGCCCAGGAGGAUGAACAACAAACAAACUAUGUUUCCCCAUCCAUCCUGCAGCGACAAAAACAUUUUCCACCAGCUUUGAAAUCCCAAGAAGUAACAAUAAUUCCACCUUUUCAAAACACACUGAAAGUAAAGGCUGGCAACCCCUCUCACAAUGGCCGCGUGUGCAGCACAUGGGGUAACUUCCACUUCAAGACCUUUGACGGGGACAUCUUUUACUUCCCUGGGGUUUGCAAUUACAUCUUUGCAUCCAACUGCAAAUCUCCCUAUGAGGACUUCAACAUCCAGAUAAGGCGUACAAUGGUGGAAAACGCUACCAUGAUCACUCACGUUGUCAUGAAGCUGGAAGGAGUAGUGAUUGAACUGACUCGUGGCUCUGUCCUGCUUGAUGGCAAAUCGGUUCAGAUGCCCUACAGCCAUAUGGGAAUCUUGAUAGAGAGAAGUAACAGUUAUUUGAAAGUUUCUGCCAAGUUAGGACUGACCUUCCUUUGGAAUGAAGAGGAUGCCCUCCUGGUGGAACUAGAUAAGAAAUAUGCCAAUCAAACCUGUGGACUUUGUGGGGACUUCAAUGGAAUUCCAGUUAGCAAUGAAUUUAUUUCAGAGAAGACAAAACUGACUCCCAUACAGUUUGGGAAUAGGCAGAAGAUGGAUGGACCCACAGAGCAGUGUGCUGACCCUAUUCCUCCUGCUGUUCUGAUGAACUGCUCAGCUGAAUUUGCUUCUAUCUGUGAGACAGUAUUAACUAGUAAAGCAUUUACAAGCUGUAACGCACUUGUGAAUGUUCAGGACUACAUUGAAACUUGCAUACAAGACCUAUGCCACUCUGAUAGUUCUAUGGCUGACUUCUGCAUGUGCAACACCUUUGCUGAAUACUCCCGGCAGUGCGCUCAUGCAGGUGGACAGCCUCUGAACUGGAGAACCUCAGAACUGUGUCCCAAAUUAUGUCCUUUCAACAUGCAAUACCAGGAGUGUGGCUCCCCCUGCUCUGACACAUGCAGCAACCCGGAACGAUCUGCACUUUGUGAAGAUCAUUGUACAGAUGGCUGCGUCUGUCCUCCAGGAAUGGUAUUUGAUGACAUUAAUGGUGCUGGCUGCAUUCCCCGUAAAGAAUGCCACUGUACCUAUGAAGGUGAAACUUACGCUCCUGGUGCCUCCUUCUCAUCUAAAUGCAGAUCAUGUACCUGUGCUGGAGGUGAAUGGUCUUGUGUCACCCAGUCAUGCCCCGGGACUUGCAGUAUUGAAGGAGGCUCCCACAUUUCAACUUUUGAUGAGAAAUAUUAUUCCUUCUUCGGAGACUGUAGCUAUGUCCUAACCAAGCUCUGUGACAGCAACGAAUUCACUGUUCUGGGAGAUAUCCACAAGUGUGGCCUGACUGACACUGAGACAUGCCUCAAGGGUAUAGCCGUCAGCCUAAGUGGAGGACAAACUAACAUUGUGAUCCAGCCUUCCGGCAGUGUAUUUGUCAAUAUGAUCUACACACAGCUGCCAUUCUCUGCAGCAAAUGUCACCAUCUUCAGACCAUCAUCUUUCUUCAUCGUUCUGCAAACAACCUUUGGUCUUCAGCUACAGGUUCAGCUCGUGCCUCUCAUGCAACUUUUUAUAGACUUAGACCCAUCACAUAAAGGGCAGACCUGUGGUCUCUGUGGAAACUUCAAUGACAUGCAGACAGACGAUUUCAAAACCACCAGUGGUGUAAUAGAGGGGACUUCAGCUGCCUUUGGCAAUACUUGGAAAACUCGGGCUGAUUGUCCUGAUGCCAAAAACACCUUUGAGAACCCCUGCACUGUGAGCAUACAAAAUGACCAGUAUGCUCAGCACUGGUGUGGACUGCUCUCUGACACCAUGGGACCCUUUGCUGAAUGUCACUCAACAGUGAAUCCUGAAGUUUACCAGAAGAACUGCAUGUUUGACACGUGUAACUGUGAGAAGAGUGAGGACUGCAUGUGUGCUGCCCUUUCCAGCUAUGUCAGGGCCUGUGCCGCUAAAGGAGUUCUCCUCACUGGAUGGAGGAGAAAAGCCUGCACAAAAUACACCACCUUGUGUCCGAAAUCCUUGAAGUACACUUACAAUGUCGAUUCCUGUCAACCCACCUGCCGGUCUCUGAGUGAGCCUGAUAUCAUAUGCAGCAUCAAGUUUGUCCCAGUUGAUGGCUGCACCUGCAUAAAUGGAACCUACAUGGAUGAAAGUGGCAAAUGUGUGCCUGCUUCUAGCUGUCCUUGUUACUACAAAGGAAUGCCUCUGUCUUCUGGAGAAGUUAUUCAUGAUAAUGGUGUUGUCUGCACUUGCACCUAUGGAAAGCUGAGCUGCAUUGGAGAGAAACCGGAACCAGUCUGCAUACCUCCCAUGGUCUAUAUUGACUGUGGCAAUGCCACAGCAGAUGUGGUAGGAGCAGGAUGCCAGAAGAGCUGUCAGACUGUAGAUACGGAAUGCUACAGAACCCACUGUGUCUCUGGCUGUGUAUGUCCUCAUAACCAAGUGUUAGAUGGCAAAGGUGGCUGUAUAGCUCCAGAAGACUGUCCGUGUGUUCACAAUGGGAAUUCCUACAGUCCAGGAGAAUCAAUCAGAGUUGGCUGUAACAACUGCACAUGUAGAAACAGAAAAUGGCACUGCUCUGAGGAACCUUGCCUGGAAACCUGUUCUGUUUAUGGAGAUGGGCAUUACACCACCUUUGAUGGCAAACGUUUUGAUUUUGAAGGAGACUGUGAAUAUGUUCUGAUCCAGAACUACUGUGGUCAACAAGGUAUGAAUCAGGGAACCUUCAGAGUCAUCACUGAGAACAUUCCAUGUGGCACUACAGGAACCACCUGCUCUAAGUCUAUUAAAGUUUUCCUGGGAAACUAUGAGCUGGUACUCAGUGAUGGACACUCUGAUGUCAUCCAGAGGACACCUGGAGGAAAAAUGCCUUUCCAAAUCCGUUCCAUGGGCAUCUACCUGGUGGUUGACACUACCGUUGGCCUGAUACUCAUGUGGGACAAGAAAACCAGUAUAUUCAUCAAACUUAGUCCCAGCUUUCAGGGACAUGUCUGUGGACUUUGCGGAAACUAUGAUGGCAAUGGAAACAAUGACUUCACUACUCGCAGUCAGUCUGUGGUAGGAAAUGUGCUGGAGUUUGCCAAUAGCUGGAAAGUGUCUUCUAGUUGCCCAAAUGCCAAUCGCACCAAGGAUCCAUGCACUGCAAACCCAUACAGGAAAGCCUGGGCACAGAAGCAAUGCAGCAUCAUUACCAGUGAAGUGUUUGCGAAGUGUCACUCCCAAGUUGAACCAAAUGAAUAUUAUCAAGCAUGCGUGGAUGAUGCUUGUGCCUGUGACACUGGAGGAGACUGUGAAUGUUUCUGUACGGCAGUAGCUGCCUAUGCUCAAGCAUGCAAUGAGCUGGACGUCUGCAUUUCAUGGAGAACUCCAUCCAUUUGCCCUCUGUUCUGUGAUUACUACAAUCCACAAGGGGAAUGUGAGUGGCACUACAAGCCAUGUGGAGCCCCUUGUAUGAAGACCUGCAAUAAUCCAAGCGGGAACUGCCUUCAUGAGUUGAGAGGUUUGGAAGGCUGCUAUCCGCACUGUCCAAAGAAUAAGCCCUAUUUUGAUGAAGAAACCAUGACUUGUGUUUCUAACUGUGGUUGUUAUGAAAAUGGAAAAAAUUACAAACCAGGAAUGCAGAUGCCUUCAAAGCAGAAUUGUGAAUCAUGUGAAUGCACAAGUCAUGGCAAAAAAUGCAGAUACGAUGAAUAUGAAUGCAUCUGCAUUUAUGAGGGACAGAAAUACCACUAUAAAGAUGUGAUCUACAAUACUACAGAUGGCACGGGAGGGUGUAUUGUCGCAACCUGUGGUCCCAAUGGAACGCUUCAAAGGGUUGUCUAUGAAUGUCCAAUCUCAACAUCACCCACAACAACAACGUUUCACUUCAGCACUACGCCACCUGCCACUACUUCCACAGUGUCACCAACUACAUCAGUAUGUGUUCAUGAAGUCUGUGAGUGGUCAGAAUGGUAUGAUGGGAGUUUGCAAACCCCUGGCUAUGAUGGUGGAGAUUUUGAAACCUUUAAUGAUUUGAGAGCUAAAGGUUAUGACGUCUGUAAAGCUCCACGGGCUGUUCAAUGCAGAGCAGAGAAAUUCCCUAAUAUACCACUGAAAGACCUUGGCCAAAAAGUAGAAUGCAGUACAACAGCUGGGCUUAUAUGUUAUAACAAAGAUCAAAUUUCAACAAUGUGCAACAAUUAUGAAAUCAGAAUCUUAUGUUGUGUUUUUGUACCAUGCUCUUCCACAACACAUUUCAGCAUGUCAACACCAAUCACAAUUCCAGCUAAGAGCACAGAACCAUCAAGUUCAACUGAAGAAACGACAUCACUUUCAACCACUACAACAUUACCAGUUACUACAACUUCUGAAAGUACACCAUUCACACCUUCAGCCACUGAAGAAACAACCAGAAGUACAAUGACAAAGACAAUUCCUAUCACCACUUCUCCUUCAACAACUCCACUGUGCAUUAAAGAAGAAUGUUACUGGUCAAUGUGGUAUGACGUCAGUUAUCCAGGGUCCGGAUAUGAUGACGGAGAUUUUGAUACAAUUCAGAACAUUAAAAAAAAGGGAUACAAAGUCUGUGAUAACAGAAAGGCUGUUGAAUGCAGAGCA
This is a messenger RNA of Nipponia nippon (crested ibis), 4704 nucleotides long. Lineage: Eukaryota; Metazoa; Chordata; Aves; Pelecaniformes; Threskiornithidae. The record is from RefSeq and is a predicted model, not a curated record.